UGGAUCAGUAAGCAAUCUCGGCCACUCACUCUUCUCAGUUUCUCACGGUGCCGCAGCUACACCCGCCGUCCGCCCACGCUUCCACGGUCGCCGCUCCCACCUGCCGCCGCCGCCGCGACCACCACGCCCAUCGCAUAAACGAGCGGCUCCCACCCUCCGCUCCGGCGGGGUCUCUCGCGAUCGCCGCUGCGGAUUUGUCGAUCUCGCCGGCGGCGGCGCUGGCCUGACUUCCGUCCAGUCCAACAGUACCAGGAGUUCAUUUCUAGUACUUCUUUGGUACAUUUGUGUCAUUUGGAGAGCGAUUGAAUUUCUGAUAGAAAUUGACUGUGGCAUGUGUUUGCUUUGUCGUGCUGAAGCUUGGGGCCAUUUUCUGCAAAACUGGGCAUUAAUUUUGGUAGCUACACUCAUAGAGCAUCCACAGAUGGUGAGCGCCUUGGCAGGAGUGAUGACCUCUGUCAUCGCCAAGCUCACCGCCCUGCUCGGGGAGGAGUACGCAAAGCUGAAAGGUGUGCACAGGGAGGUGGAGUUCAUGAAAGACGAGCUGAGCAGCAUGAACGCGCUCCUUCAGAGGCUGGCAGAGGUGGACCGUGAUCUUGAUGUGCAGACCAAGGAAUGGAGGGACCAAGUCCGGGAGAUGUCUUAUGACAUUGAGGAUUGCAUAGACGACUUCAUGAAAAGCCUUGGCCAAACUGACAGUGCUAAGGCAGCAGGGCUUGUGCAAAGUGUGCUCCAGCAGCUCAAGGCGCUGAGGGCGCGCCAUCAAAUAUCCAGCCAAAUCCAGGGGCUCAAGGCACGUGUUGAAGAUGCAAGCAAGCGACGUAUGAGGUAUAAGCUCGAUGAGCGCACCUUCGAACCUAGCAUCUCAAGGGCCAUCGACCCCCGUUUGCCUUCACUCUAUGCUGAGCCAGACGGGCUUGUCGGUAUUGACAAGCCAAGAAGCGAGCUCAUCGAGUGCCUAAUGGAGGGGAUGGGUGCAUCGGUGCAGCAGCAAAAGGUGAUAUCUAUUGUGGGUCCUGGGGGUCUCGGUAAAACUACACUUGCCAAUGAGGUGUUUCGUAAACUGGAAGGCCAGUUCCAAUGUCGAGCUUUUGUUUCCUUGUCACAACAACCAGAUGUGAGUAAGAUCUUAAGAAAUAUACUCUCUCAAGUCUGCCAGCAAGAGCUUCCUAGCACAGAUAUACAGGACGAGGGAAAGCUCAUUGACACAAUAAGAGAAGUUUUAAAGAACAAGAGGUACUUAGUUGUUAUUGAUGAUAUAUGGAGUACUCAAGCAUGGAAGAUUAUCAAAUGUUCUUUGUUUCUGAAUGAUCUGGGAAGCAGAAUAAUGACGACAACACGUAGUAUUGAUAUAGCCAAGUCAUGUUGCUCUCGACGCCAUGAUCGUGUCUAUGAAAUAAUGCCUCUGACGGCAGCCAACUCUAAGAGUUUAUUUUUUAAACGAAUAUUUGGCUCAGAAGAUAUAUGUCCUCCUCAAUUGGAAGAAGUCUCCUCGGAAAUAUUAAAAAAGUGCGGUGGUUCACCAUUAGCAAUUCUUACAAUAGCAAGCUUAUUGGCUAAUAAAGAUUGCACAAAUGAAGAAUGGGAGUGGGUGUAUAAUUCGAUCGGUUCCACACUGGGAAAGGACCCCGGUGUAGAAGAGAUGAGAAGGAUACUUUCUCUUAGCUAUGAUGAUCUUCCCCACCAUUUGAAGACAUGUUUACUUUAUCUAAGUAUAUUUCCGGAGGAUUAUGAGAUUGAGAGGGAUCGAUUAGUAAGGAGGUGGAUCGCUGAAGGAUUCAUUGAUACAAAUGGUGGACGAGAUUUGGAGGAAAUAGGAGAGCGUUAUUUUAAUGAUCUUAUCAAUAGAAGUAUGCUUCAGCCAGCGGAAAUCCAAUAUGACGGUCAAGUCGUUUCAUGCCGAGUGCAUGAUAUGAUUCUGGAUCUCCUUACAUCUAAGUCGAUGGAAGAAAACUUUGCCACCUUCUUCCGUAACCAAAAUGAGAUAUUAGUCCUUCAACAUAAGAUCCGUAGGCUAUCACUCAGUUAUUAUGACCAAGAGCACAUCAUGCUUCCAUCAACAGCAAUCAUUUCUCAUUGCCGGUCGCUCAGUAUUGUCGGGUAUGCCGAAAAGAUGCCUUCUCUUUCGAAGUUCCGUGUUCUGCGAGUACUUGAUAUUGAGAAUGGCGAGGAGAUGGAGAGCAACUGUUUUGAGCAUCUGAGGAAGCUUUUCCAGUUGAAGUAUUUGCGACUCCACGUUAGAAGUAUUUCUGCACUCCCUGAGCAGUUAGGAGAACUACAGCAUUUGAAGACUCUGGAUAUGGGAUGGACAAAGAUCACAAAAAUGCCCAAAAGCAUUGUUCAGCUGCAACAUUUGACAUGUUUGCGCGUCAGUAAUUUGGAAUUACCUGAAGGAAUUGGGAAUCUGCAAGCUCUGCAGGAGCUAUCAGAUAUCAAAGUCAACCGGUACAGCAUGGCGUCGUGUUUGCUGGAGCUGGGCAGUCUGACUAAACUGAAAAUCCUUGGGCUACGCUGGUAUAUUGUCAGUACACACAGUAACAAAGAUACUUUUGUGGAUAACUUGGUAUCCUCGCUGCGCAAAUUGGGCAGAUUCAGCCUUCGAUCUAUAUGCAUUCGUAGUUAUCAUGGCUAUUCAAUGGAGUUCUUACUGGACUCCUGGUUCCCCUCCCCUUAUCUCAUGCAAAAGUUUCAGAUGGGCACGUACUACAACUUUCCCAGAGUUCCUCCUUGGAUUGUGUCACUGGACAAGCUCACAUACCUAGAUAUCAAUAUCGAUCCAGUAGACGAGGAAACACUAGAGAUCCUUGGAGAGCUACCUGCUUUGCUGUUUCUCUGGCUGAUGUCGAAAUCAGCUGCUCCCAAACAGCGGCUUAUCAUAAGCAGCAGCAUGUUUGUAUGUCUGAGGGAGUUCCAUUUCACCUGCUGGAGCAAUGGAGAAGGACUGAUGUUUGAAGCCGGGGCCAUGCCGAGGCUUGAGAAACUGUGGGUUCCGUUUGACGCAGGCAGCGGUCUUGAUUUUGGCAUCCAACACCUCUCUUCCCUCAGGCAUCUUGCCGUCGAGAUCAUUUGCGUUGGCGCGACCGCUCGGGACGUUGAGGCGUUGGAGGAGGCCAUCAGAGAUGCAGCUCAUCUCCUUCCGAAUCGCCCUGCGGUGGAGUUCCGAACAUGGGAUGAUGAAAAGAUGGCGGGGGAGGAGGGGCAAGGCGUCACUGAAGAGGAGAUCCAUGCUAGCGGUUGAAAGUCAGCCUGCGGUAUAUGUAAGUGUACACAGUACACAACUCAUUUGACUUUUUUAACUUCUCCUUUUCCUCCCGUACGCUGCAUAGUUUUUGUAAUUUUCUUUGGAGCAAAUUACAUCAUGGGACACCACAAGUAUGUCUAAUUCCAGACUUGCCCUCAUGGUCACCAAACUUCAAGUGGGUCACUCAAGGAGUCUAGGUCAGUAGCAUUCUGUCCCAGGUAUAACUGAUGGCAUGCAUGUCUUGUUCACUGGCACCACUUUGGCAUGUAUAUACUUUCAUAUAUACUCCCCUCCGCCGCGUAUUAGCUUUGGUCAAAGUCAAGCUUUGUAAACUUUGACAAAGUUACAAUAACAAAUCAAUACCAUUAGAUUCAUUAUUGAAUGUACUUUCACAUCAUAUAUAUAGAUUUGUUAUGAUAAAUGUUUGAAAGUAAGGCUUUCGGUUUCUUUGGUAGACAGGCUAUAGGGAUGGCAUAACGAAAGCGCGGAACGAAGGUAAACAAGAGGGCUGGAAUGUUGGGUCUAGGCAAGGAUACAAGUGGGAUCUUGUUCGCGGGAUUACUAGUGCAUUGGCUGGUCUUUCCAGCAGCCGGGAAGAAAAGUUGUUGCUCGAUGUCCGCCGCAUAAGAGAACUUGAAGAUUUGCACAACUCCGUGCUAGAAAUUUCAGCGGCGGGUGCGCUGCAGAUGUUUCAUGAGAGUAUUCAUCAGGAUAAUGACCCAUCAGAGAAAAACAGCCUCCAAACUAUUCCAAUCGACCUUCUCCUGUCGUUGCAAGAAUGUCCAGAUGUUCAUGUCCCUGAAGAGCCGGCACAAGUUCCUUAAGCAAAGGUCGUAAUGGAAUUGUUUUUUUUAGAAAAGGAGGAUCACCCCCGGCCUCUGCAUCAGAAUGAUGCAUGCAACCCCUUUAUUAAGCAAAGUAAAUGAAAGGUCCGCGGUCGUAAUGGAAUGGUAGAUCUGUUGAUACUGAUUUCGAAGUCUGGUAGAAAUCACUUAUUAGACUGAUUCUUUCUGAAGGAUGUAACUGUAAAUCUGUUGAUACUAAGAUUUUCUUUAUCAUGUCACCCCUUCCUUUGUAUGAAACUCCUGUAAUUUCGCAGUUUGAAUGGCAAUAAUAAUAUUUUCUUCCUGAGGUUUGCAUA
Triticum aestivum (bread wheat) is the source of this 4379-nucleotide messenger RNA. Its product is annotated as disease resistance protein RGA5. Gene Ontology annotation, molecular function: ADP binding. The transcript has 5 exons. Gene Ontology annotation, biological process: defense response to other organism. The record is from RefSeq and is a predicted model, not a curated record. Bases 332 to 3235 code for a protein of 967 amino acids. Lineage: Eukaryota; Viridiplantae; Streptophyta; Magnoliopsida; Poales; Poaceae.